Molecule: messenger RNA, 4365 nt
Organism: Vollenhovia emeryi
Lineage: Eukaryota; Metazoa; Arthropoda; Insecta; Hymenoptera; Formicidae
Exons: 1
Coding region: 1-4365 (1454 amino acids)
Biological process (GO): proteolysis; DNA integration
Molecular function (GO): aspartic-type endopeptidase activity; nucleic acid binding
Source: RefSeq, a predicted model, not a curated record
AUGGCAGAAUCAAAAGAGUUUAUGGCAGCCUUGCUUAAGCAAAACGAGCUCAUAAGAGAGCAAUUGGAACUGCAGAAAAAGGAGGCAGAGCGACGGGAUAGGGAAGCAGAGCGGCGAGAGAAAGAGCUAAUGACGUGGAUCGGAAACUUGAACUUGGCAACAGCAGCAACAGCGCAAGGAGCGCCAGCAAUAAAUUACCGAAUGACCACAGAUUACCAGGAUAUUGCAGGCCAGAUCGACAGGUUCGUGUACGCCCCGGAAGAGGGGCUGACCUUCGACCACUGGAUCAGACGAACAAACCGCAUCUUUGCAUCGGACAAAGGCAAGAACAUUUCGGAAGCAGACAAAACGGCCAUUAUCUGCGCAAAGCUCUCAGCGGAGGACUACAAGCAGUUCGAGGGAAGUGUCUUACCAAAGAAACUGGAGGAGCUGACGUUGAAUGAGACAAUCAAACAGCUAACCAAGCUAUUCGGAAGAAAAGAAAGCCUAUUCUCUCGUCGAUUCCGUGCGUGGCAGAUCAAAAUCAAAGCAGAUGAAGACUACUUGGCCUUGGCCGCGCGAAUAAAAAAGGUAACGGAAGAUUUCGAGAUCCAGUCGUUUGGUCGCGAGGAUUUGAUGACGCAAUUGUUUGUGCAAGCUUCUUCGUCUCAUACCAUAAUCAGGAAGAGGAUGAUCGAAAAGACGGACGAGCACCAGGCCAAGGUGAACGCAGCGGAGGACGCAAGCACGGUGCCCGAUCUCACGCUAGACUUCCUCACUGAGACAGCACAACGAUUAGCGUAUCUGGACAAACUCAACAAACUCAACACAUCGGUAGAGCAGCCGGGUCCGGUUCAGGAGAUUGCAGCUGUAAAAAAGAAAGCCAAUUCUCGCGACAACCGACCACUACCGAAAUGUCAUUUCUGCGGCGGAGCGCAUUGGCAUCGAGAUUGUCAAUUCAAGGAGAAGACCUGUUACGAUUGCAAGAAGACAGGCCACAAGAAGGGGUUUUGCGACUCGGCUGCAGCCUUCCGCGCGCGCAAUGACAAGACAACGACAUUAGUAGGCGAAAUCACAAUGGUGAAAUCGACUCGCAAGUUCGUCAAGCCGUUAAUUAAUGGCGUGUCAGUAACAUUGAAACACGAUACUGGUUCGGAUUGGACGAUGAUCUCAACGGAGAAUUGGAAGCGAAUCGGACGACCCAAGCUAACACCAGCGAAAAUUACAGCAGUCAGCGCUUCGGGAAAUCAAGUGGAGAAUCUCGGCUACUUCUCGGCGGCGCUAGAACUUAAUGGCAAUAUAGGCAUAACCAAUGUAUACGUUUCACAACACGGUCUCAACCUAUUCGGCAAUGGAACAAUGGAAGCGCUGAACUUGUGGGACGUUCCAAUUGCGGCGGUGUGCAGCAGCAUCACGGACACGCAUACGUCCCUAAAGAACGAGGUGAGAAACAAAUUUCCCAAGUUGUUCUCAUCUAAAUUGGGGAAGUGCAACCAAACAACCUUCUCGCUGACACUCGUGAAGGAUGCCAAGGUCCCCUUUAUACGUGCUCGUCCGGUACCGUUUGGAGCACGGAAACAGAUUGAGGACGAGCUGAGACGAUUAGAGGAGCAGGGUAUUAUCUCGCAGAUCAAUUAUGCCGAGGCAGCCACACCCAUUGUGGCUGUCAAGAAAAAAAACGGGAAGGUGCGUAUCGCAGCUGACUACUCGACGGGAUUAAAUCGAGCACUAGAGCCCUACCAUUACCCCCUACCUACCCCCGAGACGAUUUUCGCUUCACUAUCAGGUAUGAACACCUUCAGCAAUCUGGACCUAUCAAACGCGUUUCUGCAGGUGGAGCUUGGGGAGGAGGCGAAGCGAUACAUGAAUAUCAAUACGCAUAUUGGACUAUUCCAAGUGAAUCGCAUGCAACCAGGAGUCAAGACGGCGCCGGGUCAGUUUCAGCAAUUAAUGGACUCCAUCCUGACUGGAUCAGGAGCAAUGGCAUAUCUCGACGACAUUAUAAUCCCAGGCAAGGGAGUGGAGGAUCACGGACGUCGUCUGCACGAGGUACUCAGGAGACUGGAGAACGCUGGUCUCACACUGGCAAUCGACAAAUGUACCUUUGGUCAGCCAGAAAUCAAAUUCUUGGGAAAAAUUAUUGACAAAAAAGGACAACGCCCGGAUCCUGAGAAGCUGCAAGCCGUCCGAAUCUUACCACAACCUACGGAUGUGACCCAAUUGAGGGCUUUCCUGGGAGCAGUAAACUGGUACGGAUCGUUCCUGCCACACCUCAAAGACCUACGAGGACCGUUGGACGACAUGUUGCGAAAAGGAGAGAAGUUCCUGUGGACGAGGGAACGAGCUGAGGCUUUUACCAAGCUCAAGCAGGCACUACAUGCCAAUCUGGCAUUGACGCAUUACGAUCCAAAGAAACCUCUUAUCGUGGCGGCUGAUGCGUCAAGCUAUGGAAUUGGGGCCACGCUCCUUCAUCGGUUAAAUGACGGAUCCUUGAGACCAAUUGUGCACGCCGCCUCCUCGUUCAACGAUGCGGAGAGGAACUAUCCGCAGGUGGAGCGUGAAGCGCUGGCGUUGGUGUAUGCGGUCAAGAAAUUCCAUGUGUAUAUCUACGGGCGUAGGUUCGAGCUACAUACGGAUCACAAACCGCUCUUAAAGAUCUUCGGGGGCAAGACAGGAAUACCCGUACACACAGCGAAUCGCCUUCAAAGGUAUGCGCUCACACUGCUCGGAUAUGACUUCUCAAUCCACUAUGUUGAUGGAGCAAGUUUCGCGUAUGCCGAUUUCGUAUCACGACUAAUUGAAUCUCACGCAAAGCCGGGUACGGAGGAUGUGGUGAUUGCAUCAAUUCGAAAAGAGACGUCGCAGAGUGGGGCAGACGACGACAACACCGAGGAUAGCGUGGCGAUAGAGACACUUAAGACACUACCAGUGUCAAUGAGCGAGCUCAGGCAAGCUACUAGGAACAGCCCUCACUUGCAGAAGGUCAUCGGUUACGUGUCAACAUCAUGGCCGCGAAUGAAGAAGCAAAUCGGAGACCUGGAGGCGGCCGAAUUCUUUACUCACCGUCUAGACUUGCAGGUGGUGGGUGAUUGUUUGUACCACGGAGAUCGACCUGUCAUCCCACCCGAGCUGCGCCGGAAGAUGUUGGAAGAGCUUCACGAUGGACAUCCGGGGGCGUCUCGCAUGCAAGCACUCGCACGAAUGCAAUGUUUCUGGCCGGGAAUCAAUCAGCAGAUCAAUUCAUUUGUACAACGAUGCGGUAGGUGCGCAAUAAAUGCUAAGACACCAAGGAAGGAGACGCUACACCCGUGGCCGCAACCGAGUCGCUCAUGGGAACGUCUUCACAUCGACUUCGCUGGGCCGAUGGACGGAGAUGUCUUUUUGGUGGUCGUGGAUGCGCUCAGCAAUUGGCCAGAGAUAGUCCGGAUGCGCUGCACAACGGCGAACAAGACGGUGGAGGUGCUCGAGGAGAUUUUUGCGCGUUGGGGUCCCUGUAAAACAAUCGUGUCAGACAAUGGCCCACAAUUUGUAUCAAGUACCUUCAAGGAGUUUUGCAAACGUUACGCGAUCGAGCACAUUACGUCGGCACCGUACCAUCCUCAGUCAAACGGUAGAGCCGAACGUUUUGUUGAUAUCAUGAAGACAGGGAUGAAAAAGCUGGAAGGAGAAGGCAACACUGACGAGAAAUUGCGCUCGUUCUUGGCGAAUUACCGCAGAACUCCAUCAUACGCGCUGGAGGGCAAAUCUCCAUUUGAGCUGAUGACGGGCAGGAAGAUGCCAACAAGACUCGACCAUCUUCAAGCAGGAGCGAUGGAGGAACGGGAACCGUCAAAGAGGAUUGUAAACAUGGCGCAGCAGUUUGAUCGUCAUCACGGAGCGAAGCAUCGAACGUUUGAGCAGAACGAACCAAUCUACUAUCAGAUGUAUCAUAACAAUGGGUGGACAUGGAGAGCUGGAACGAUCGUCAGGCAACUCGGAGCGGCCAACUACGAAAUCAAGAUCGGAGACCGAGUGAUUAAAGCGCAUACGAAUCAACUGAAGCGAUGUUUUGUCAGCGACACGAACGAUCAAUCACCCGACUACCCCAGUUCAGCCAUCAGCAACCCCUACGUCCCUCAAGGACCUCCAGUAGACGAAAUAGGACUCGAGGACGCGACAAGGCAGAGUGACGACUCAGCAGAGGACUCCUUCCAUAGUCUCACGAGCCAGUCAGAACAAGAAGACGAGGAAGAACAGCUACCAACUCCCCCACAACCGAGCGAGGGCAGACCUCGGCGAGCAACAAGACCGCCGACAUAUCUCAAGGAUUAUAUACUUAGCGUGUUGGCGGAGCGGCAGGAGCACGAAAGAGAGACGACGGAAAAUUCUUCAGAUUUCAUACUUUAA